ACUGAACAAACUUAAAUGGGAAAAAGAAGAAUGCAAAGCUUUUUCGAAUAAAGUAUUGGAAAAAUCUUUUGCUGCACGUAUUAAAAGUAUUAAUGAAGAGAGGAACUCUAUGGUUGUGAAAUUGAUUGCCAUAAAUAGUUUCAAUCUUGACAUAAGCAAGUGGAUGGUAGCAAAUAAUUUAGCAGCUCCAGGAAAUUAUAGUUCUCCAAAACAUGAAAACACUUUGAAGCACUAUCAAAGAUGUUUGAGAAAUCCAUCGGAAUUAUUAAAAGAGUGUCUUAAAAAUGAAACAAGACGAAAUAAUAUCGAAAAACCUCGUGAAACAGAUUCCUCGCCUUCAACAGGAUAUCUUAGCAAUAGCGAAAAAAUAAAAGCUUUGAAUAAGUAUAGGACAAAAUUGUCUAACGCUUUGCAAAAUUCAAAAGUUUCCAGCUUCAAUACAGAAGUAAGAGAAAAAAAAACUGUUGACGAAGUAGGAAUCGUAAAAAAUGUAGAACAAGACUACUCCAGCGAUUAUUACGAUGGAACUUCAGAGAAUGCAUCGGAAAGUGCAUUAUCAGAAACUGGUGCUUCCAUAUCAAUUGUAGCUCUUCUAAUUAUGUUUCAAGCGUGUACAACUCAGCCAGUUGCAAUUCCACUAGUUCUGACUUACGUUCUUAUUCGUGGUUUACUCCACGAUCUACUGCAAGUGCACUCGAUAGUGAUGAUAGCGAUGGUGAUGCAGAGCAUGAUGGUGACAGAGUGA
This is a messenger RNA of Copidosoma floridanum, 745 nucleotides long. RefSeq lists its product as uncharacterized. The record is from RefSeq and is a predicted model, not a curated record. Lineage: Eukaryota; Metazoa; Arthropoda; Insecta; Hymenoptera; Encyrtidae.